Molecule: messenger RNA, 2118 nt
Organism: Morone saxatilis (striped sea-bass)
Lineage: Eukaryota; Metazoa; Chordata; Actinopteri; Moronidae
Gene: chgb
Product: chromogranin B
Exons: 8
Coding region: 89-1789 (566 amino acids)
Cellular component (GO): secretory granule
Source: RefSeq, a predicted model, not a curated record
GCGCAGCUCUCUCCUGCCGAUAACGGAGAGGACGGGAGUUGAUGCUUUCCCCCCCACAUUUUCUUGGAUAUACCGUCUCCUCGCCAAGAUGAGGCUUAUUUUUGUUGUUGUUGCGGUUGCGGCUUUGUUGACAGAAAAUCUAGCGCUUCCAGUUGGAAAAGAAGGACAGAGAGAAGAUGUGGUUACACGAUGCUUGGUUGAAGUCCUGUCCAAAGCUCUCUCCAAACCGGACUCUCAGCUGGAUCAGGAAUGCAAAGAUAUCCUCCAAGCAGGGGUUAAACAUGCCCCACUGGACAAGAAGAGUGCAGAGGGGAUAGCGACUCAUGGAGAGGUGGUCAAAGGUCAUCCUGAAGUGCCUGAGGCAAAAGGAGCAGAUGUGAAAGACAUCGAGGCUCUCCUGAAAUCCGUGGAGGAAAAAAGAGAAAUCCCAGAAGACGAGCGCAGCCAAGAAUCCUGGAGUCUGGGUGACGAGAAGGAGAAGAGACACGAGAAUGAGGAGGAACAAGAGCGGGAGAAGAGGAGCAGCUGGAGGCCUGGAAGAUACCACCAACGGAAACACAAACGAGGAGGAGAAGAAGACAACGAGCGCAGUCAGGAGAGUUGGGGUGUAGAGGAGAAGAGAUCAGAAGAAGACGAAGAAGGCGAAGACAGAGAGAAGAGGAACUGGAGGCCUGGACGAUACCACCAAAGAAAACACAAACGAGAUGAGGAACCUUUAGGAGAAGAGAGGGAGGAGCCAGAGGAAGAACGUAGCCAAGAGUACUGGGAUGUAGACAAAAGGCAUGGGAAUGAGGAUGAGGAUGAGAGAUACAAGCGCAUAUGGAAGCCCACACAUCGCUACCACCACAAGAAAAAGCUCCACAAACGUGGUGAGGAGGAAGAUGAAGAUGGCAGUCGCAGCCAGGAAUCUUGGGGUCUUGACGAUGAGAGAGAAAAGAGGGACUGGAGGGCUGGAAGGUACCACCAGAGGAGACACAAACGUGAUGAAGAGCUCGCAGAAGAAGCCAGGGAAGAGCCUGAUGAAGAACGCAGCCAAGAGUACUGGGACUUUGAUACUGGAAGAGAUAAGAGAGACUGGAGGGCUGGGAGGUACCACCAGAGGAGACACAAACGUGAUGAGGAGCUCUCAGAGGAAGAGAGAGAAGAGCCUGAUGAAGAACGCAGCCAAGAGUCCUGGGACUUUGAUACUGGAAGAGAUAAGAGAGAGUGGAGGGCCGGCAGGUACCACCAGAGGAGACAGAAACGUGAUGAGGAGCUCUCAGAGGAAGAGAGAGAAGAGCCAGAUGAGGAACGCAGCCAAGAGUCCUGGGGCUUGGACAAAAGAAAUGGAAAAGAAGAGGAAGAAAUAGAAAAGCGCAUAUGGAAACCGUCACAUAGAUACCACCAUAAAAAGAAACUCCACAAGCGUGGCGGAGGGUCAUCGGAAGAAGAGGAAGAACAGAGGAGUGAUUCAGAGGAAUAUGAGGAGGUGGCAAAGGACAAGGACGAUGCUCUGAGAUAUCUGGCAGAGAAGCGUAAUCCCUGGAUUUUCAGAGGCUACUACCAUCCUGCAUGGUUUAAAAGGAGUUCAGAUAAGCACGCUGCAACCUCAGACAAGAUGGAGGAACUGGCUAAAUUGCUGAAGUAUAAGAUAAACCAGCUGGCCAACCACUCUAAUCAAGAUGAGGCAAAGAGGAGCACACACCAGAGAGCACUUAACGCGCAGGAGGAGAAAGAGCUGGAAAACCUAGCAGCGAUGGACAUGGAGUUGCAGAAAAUUGCUGCCAAGUUGCAUGACAACAGUGCUUAAAGCAGGAUGGACAUCAUUUCAUUUCACUACCAGUGGAUAAAAAACUCCUGUCUUACUGUAUGUCUGCCGAUUUAGUGUGGUUACAGUGUUGAAAAAGACAAAAAAAUAAGACAUAAAAACCCUUGAGCCUUGCCAAAAACAUUUUAUCAACUUGUUUAUUAUGGUAUUUGUGAUAUUUUGAUGUUUAAUCAGCAUGGGAAUGGUUUGAUGUUAAAUGUAUAUGAUAAGAGAAACUAUGAAAAUAAUAUAUAUCUGAGACAAAUUAUUCAAAUAAUAGUGUUCUGAAGAAUUUGUUCACUCUGCACUCAAUAAAAGAAGUUAUUCUGGGA